GAAGCUCACUGCACUGAGGUGAGCGGACUUGUUGACGCACACGACAGGUAAGCUGUUAGAAAAUUCUAUUUUAGUUUUUUUAAGUUUGAAGUUUUGACUACAAAACAUUCAUCAUGCAAAAUCAAAUCUACUUUUCUUCUCCACAUGGUCUCUUCUUUAAAAUCAACAUUUUGUUGCUGGUUUACAGAAUCAGUUUUCAGAGCACCAGUAUGGCUCUGCAGACAGAUACGAUGAACUGUACUGACUUCUCACCAUCUGAUAUUCCAAUCAGUUCGGCAGAUCCAGUUUUUUUUUCUAGCUCCUGUACUCCCGCGGCCUUGGUUUGUGGCUUUGUUGUCUUGAUUGUUUGUGGUUUGAUCAUCUGUGCUGUCGUGUGUAAAUGGAAACGUGGCAAAACUAAAUCAAAGAAUGAAAUUACAUUACUUCAAAAUGAAUCACAAAAGACGGAGAAAGAACUGCGUGAGGUGGUUUCCACACUGAAGACUGAACUGGAGCGACAGAGAGAUCAACUCAAAGGAAACCUGGAGGAAGUCGAGACAGAGAGGGAGAAGAACAAGCGGGAGCUUCAGUCAGUGGAGUCAAAAAUAACAGAGGGAGAAAUUAGAUUUGACAAACCAGAGGAAUUGUUAAAAGAAAAGGAAAAACUUUUACAGGAUCAAUGGAAACUGGACGAGAAAAAGAAGAAUUAUGAGAGACAGAAACUGAACAUAGACAAAUUGCUGGAGCCAAUAGACAAUCAGGUACUAGGUUCUGCUUAGAUUAGCCAAACCGAUACGAAAGUGGAAACAAUCAGAGCAAAUCUCAAAAUUUCAUUGGUGCACCAGAGAACUGGCUCAAAAGUCAAACUACAGAUGAAUUCCUUCAUGCUUGUGGGGACUGUUGUAGAAAAAAGUGUAAUUUAAAAUUCUACGAAAUAGUAAAAGGGGGAUUUAAUAUCACUGGGUGCAGAUCGACUGGAUGUAACUGACUGAGUGCAGACAAAGUGUAAUAAUGUGUAUGAGGAUACAAUUUAAAACAUAUUUGACGUCUUAUAUUCACAUUUAAAGACGUGUGAGCUGAUCUGCUUUGUGAUUUCUUUGUUUGGCAUCUGUGUUUCAUCGUCACUGUCUGUUUUUUGUUCACGAUGAGCUGAUUAUUUUAGACAUUUUGAAAAUACAAUCGAAAUAAAAAAGGUUCAGUAGAAGUUUGUCUUUUUUCCCACUGUGCGAACGUAUCACUGCUGGAUUCUACUGUAAACAACAUGAAUCCCAGCUGACCACAGCGUGGCCACGGAGCUAACUGCCACCUUUUUAAAGCAACGCAAGACACAUUUUUUUCUGUGCAUGUCACUUUUCAAAACAGGAGUUACAAAGAGAUUUACAGGAGGAAGAACAGUGAAGAGGGCACAACCCUUCAAGUGCAGAGGGGCCUGACUAACGCCUGGUGUGUCAGUGGAGAGAAGCUAAAACUGGAGAAAUGCGUGGUUUUGUUUUGCCUUGCUGCAAAGGGAGAACAUUUCGUGCUGUCAGCUAACAUACAUGUAUGUACAUGCGUCAACAGACAGGCGGGAAAAUCACAGAGGGAACACACCUUACCUGGUUACAGGUUCAGAGUACAAGUUAUCUGAUUUGAGGACUUUGACCGUGCAACUCACGUUACUCUGAGGCGAGGCGACUUUAAUGCACAAAGCAGGGACGCUUUUGAAAAUUCAAUUCUUCUGAAUUGCUCAUUCUGUUGAAGUUGUACAACAUAUACCAUUGUUACAAAGAUAUUAUUUCAUGAUCGAAUAUUUAUUGGAUUAUCUAACUCGCAUGCAAGCUGUCUGCAGCAGCAAGCGGUUUCGGUUUUGUGAUUCAAACAUUACUCUCAACCCACUGCCAUGCCUGGAUUUUUAGCAUGCAUGUUUUUCUGUAGGAGCCAUAUAAAGUGACUUUAAGUGCCAAGCUGGUUUGUGUUUCAUCCGUCCAGCUGAUUCUGUCUCAUCCAGCUCCACCUACAGUAUUGUACCAUCAUCAUCAUCAUCAUCAUGCGUUAUACCUUCCUGUCCGCUCUCACAACCGUCUUGGCUUUGUCCACAUGGAAAUACCAUUUCCAAAAAGAUGAGAACACGGUCCAUGACAAGAUCAUUCCACUGCUUCAACAAGAGUCACAAGAGAAAGAGAAAGAAGGGGGAAAGGUGCUUACUACAUUGGUGGAACAGAAGAAGGAGCUCAGGGAGCUGACAGAUAAACCCAAACUUAAAAAGAAUUGCACAGAUCUGAACCCGAAGGUCAGACUGUUCUUUAAACCUGCAUUCACCGCCUUCAGCCUCGACUCUGUUCUCGUCCUCCUCAUCAUACACACUUUUGGAGCUGAUCUGGUUGCAUCCAUUUCCACAGUGUCUGGCUACAUGAGCUCCACUGGUGGCCUGCUUGACUUGGCUUUUAGUUUUAUUCUAGCUGGUUAUGCCAUGUACAAAUGGAAACGUGAGAAAGCCGAGUUGGUGACGGAAAAUACGCAGCUUCAAAAUGAGUCACUGAAGAAAGAGAAAGAACGGAAAGAUGCGGUCGCCACACUGACGGAGGUGAAGACUGAACUGGAGAGCCAGCGGGGUCGACUCAAGGAGCUACUGAAAGAGGUGGAGAGGGAGAGGGAAGUAAACAAGCAGAGGCUUCAGUCAGUGGAGACGGACAUAACAGAGAGAGAGAUAACAUUUGACAAACCAGAGGAACUGUUAAAAGAAAAGGAAAACCUCUUAAAGGAUCAGUGGAAACUGGACGAGAAAAAGAAGAGUUGUGAGGGACAGCUACUGAACAAUGAGAGACUGCUGGAGCCCAUAGAGAGUCACGUUACUAGAAUACACAUGAAGGAAGGAAACAUGCAAAUCUGACUUUGGGUAUAGAGUCGUCAGAGGAAGGAAGAAGAAAGAAAAAGGUUAAUAAGUGUUAAAGUUCAACAACAGUCCAAACGACAAGUUAAAUUAUUGCCAUAGUUCUCCAGGGAACUGCCUGAAAAGGAAAGCGAGAGAUGAAGUGAUUUAUGCUCUGCUUGAAAGAUCUGCUUUGACAUAGAAUAUCGCUUUCUAGACAAACUGAAGCACUCCAGCAUGGUUCACAUUAAAGAUGGAUUAUCUUUUAAAUCUCUUCUCAGUGUUUUCCAACACAUUGUUGUCUUCCUUCUCAUGACACACUUUUGUGGAGGUACUGCCUUCUCACCAUGUGAUAUUCCAAUCAGUUCGGCAGAUCCAGUUUUUUUUUCUAGCUCCUGUACUCCCGCGGCCUUGGUUUGUGGCUUUGUUGUCUUGAUUGGUUGUGGUUUGAUCAUCUCUGCUGUCGUGUGUAAAUGGAAACGUGGCAAAACUAAAUCAAAGAAUGAAAUUACAUUACUUCAAAAUGAAUCACAAAAGAAGAAGAAAGAACUGCGUGAGGUGGUUUCCACACUGACGAAGGUGAAGACUGAACUGGAGCGACAGAGAGAUCAACUCAAAGGAAACCUGGAGGAAGUCAAGACAGAGAGGGAGAAGAACAAGCGGGAGCUUCAGUCAGUGGAGAUGGAAAUAACAGAGGGAGAAAUUAGAUUUGACAAACCAGAGGAAUUGUUAAAAAAAAAGGAAAAACUUUUACAGGAUCAAUGGAAACUGGACGAGAAAAAGAAGAA
Siniperca chuatsi (mandarin fish) is the source of this 3615-nucleotide messenger RNA. RefSeq names its product histone-lysine N-methyltransferase, H3 lysine-79 specific-like. Bases 2006 to 2848 code for a protein of 280 amino acids. The transcript has 10 exons. Lineage: Eukaryota; Metazoa; Chordata; Actinopteri; Centrarchiformes; Sinipercidae. The record is from RefSeq and is a predicted model, not a curated record.